AUGUUCCUCGUGCGUACCCGCGCGGGUGGGGAAAUUUUUGAGAAGUACUAUGCUACUACACCUGUUACACCAGUUUCUUCAUUUACCUCACCUGUUAUAACGCCCAUCAUACCUUCCUCUUUCUCACCAUCAAAUGAGCGUCAAUUUCAACAGCAGCUGUUUUAUAUGAGCGAACAACUUUCGAACUUGAGCACCAAGUUUGACAGUUUACUUGGCACCAAAAGUUCGAUUUCAAAUACUAAACAAGCUAACGAAACGGAAGAAUUAGACGUUAUGUUCAAUGAAAUCAAAAGUUCAGACGAUCUAUACAAAAUGAAAAAUUUUGAAAUCAACUCGCAGAUGGAACUUAUCACGUGUUUACCCUGUUCAAAACACAAAACGAACACACCAAAACAACUUCAAUCAACAAUAAAAUCGUCAUUCGGUGUAUUGAAAUUUAUUGAACAAGAUGGAGGCUACAAUCAAACUCAAAGAUUUCGUGACUUGAAAAGAAAUAUAAGAUCUCAUCUUUCGAAUAGCUUGCAUGUAUGGUGUAGGAGAGAAGAGCAAAAGGAAAAAGAAGUGGCUGAUGAUCUCAUGAGAAAUAAUGAGAAAGCUGGGUACAAUAUCGGGAGAAUCGCAUUAUUCUGUAUUCGUACUGGACUAGGUGGUUUAAAGUUUGUUGAAACUGUUAACUUAAUCGAUUUGUGUGGUGGUACUGUUGGAAAUUAUAGGUAA
Molecule: messenger RNA, 717 nt
Organism: Didymodactylos carnosus
Lineage: Eukaryota; Metazoa; Rotifera; Eurotatoria; Philodinida; Philodinidae
Source: the annotation of a GenBank genome assembly